ACAUGAACCGCUCUGUUGUUGCUCUCUCUCUCUCGCUCUCUCUCUCGCUCGGGCCACACAUGGACUAAAAGUUAGACAGACAAGCUGAGGAAAGGCGUGGAUGGUUAUUUACCUGCUUCCAUCAGCCACUGCAGAGGGACAUUGAAAAGGGAACCCACAAGCUGUGGGUUGUCAUGGACACCUUUUUCCGCCGGCACUUUAGACUGAAAGGGGCGGAACAAUGCCAAUACAGACGGCCUGGCGUGGCGGUGCCCACAAGCAAGGCUCGCCGGCGCUCCAGUGUAGGACUGCCCUCUGCUGGCCUGGUCCAACGUAGACGCUCUAGUGUGGGACAGCCAUUCACAGGUCCUGUCGGACGCAGAAGGUCCAGUGCAGGCCUGUCGCCGACUUCUCAAUCCCAACGAAGACGUUCCAGUGUUGGCCUGCCGUCAGGCUAUGUGGGCCGUAGAAGCUCCAGUGUGGGCUUGGCCUGCGCUGCUCACCAACAACGCAGGCGCUCCAGCGAGGUGCAGGGGUUACCCCACUGUUAUUAUGGAGGGGGGCAGCUAGUGAGGACCAGAUACUACACCAGGCGUCGCUCCAGCACCACCAUGGCCUGUGUCAAUCCCCGCUUCUCUGUCCGCCGCCGGCAAGCCGCCAAGCUCCGCACCAUUGACACCCAACUGCURGGGCCUUCCAUGCUGCUGGCCAGCCUGGUCCAGAUGAGUGCGGAGCAGCAGAGGGCACCAGUGGCGCAGGGCGGUGAGGGGGCAUCAGAAGAGGGCACUGAGAGCUGCCCCUCCUCCUCGUGCUGCUCCGAGUCGGAGGGGGACAGCUGCAGUCAGAGAGAGUGUAGCACCAGGUCGGAGGGCAGCGGGAGUGAACAAGAGGGGACUGAGGCAUCAUCAUCAUCAUCAUAUCCAGAGGGAGAGAGGACGUCUCCAUGGCAGGACUGGAAUCAGGCUCAUAGUAUGGCAGCCUUGACGAUGGAGAGCAUCCAGUCCCGGCCCCUGAUCCGCGCCCCGCGCUGCCUGCGCCGUAACUCCUCCCACCUGCUGCCGGCGGAGGCGGUGCACCGUAGCAGGGCGGCCUACGGGGUGCACGGGCGCUACCGACGYUCCAGCCAGUUACGGAGGCCUUCCACUAUCUCCAACAGCGCCUGGCAAGGCAGGCUAGUCCCCGCACCCAGCCGCAGGAGCUCUAUAGUGGCCCGCCACUCCUCCCGUUCCCUGUAUAGGAAAUGUUCCGCCUGCUGGAAACCCAGGGGCCGCAGGGAGUCCCUCAACCCCCUGCAGGGCAUCUACUAUGACCCCCGCCUGGAGACUUGGAGUGGAUUUGUAUCGAAGGCCAUUGCUAAAUCGGGUCUACAGCACCUGUCGGCCCAGCCCAGUGCCUCAGCCCUGGCCAAGUUUGACCCAGACAGGGAGAUCCGAAGCAGCUGUGACUGGACCGAGAACGCCCUGUAUGGGGAGCACAUCUGGUUUGAGACCAAUGUCUCUGGGGACUUCUGUUACGUCGGAGAGCAGCACUGCUUCGCCAAGACACUGCAGAAAUCUGUAGCCCGGAAAAAAUGUGCAGCCUGCAAGAUAGUGGUUCACACAAUCUGCAUAGAACAGCUAGAAAAGAUAAACUUCAGGUGUAAACCGUCAUUCAGGGAAUCGGGGUCUAGGAAUAUACGAGAGCCCACCGUAGUGCGGCACCAUUGGGUCCACCGGAGGCGCCAGGAUGGGAAGUGUCGCCAGUGCGGGAAGGGUUUCCAGCAGAAGUUUGCCUUUCAUAGCAAAGAGAUUGUGGCCAUCAGCUGUUCAUGGUGUAAACAGGCAUAUCACAACAAGGUGUCCUGCUUCAUGCUGCAGCAGAUCGAGGAGUCCUGCUCCCUGGGUGCUCAUGCCUCUGUCAUCAUACCCCCUACCUGGAUCCUCCGGGUUCGCAGACCUCAGACCUCGCUAAAGUCGAGCAAAAAGAAAAAACGGACCUCGUUUAAGCGCAAGUCCAGCAAAAAGGGAGUAGAGGAGGCGCGCUGGAAGCCCUUCAUAGUUAGACCCAUUCCCUCUCAGCUCAUGAAGCCGCUGUUGGUGUUUGUCAACCCGAAGAGUGGGGGAAAUCAGGGAGCCAAGAUUAUCCAGUCGUUCAUGUGGUACCUGAACCCUCGCCAAGUAUUUGACCUGAGUCUGGGAGGACCCAAGGAUGGGUUAGAAAUGUACCGUAAGGUGCAUAACCUGAGGAUACUGGCAUGCGGAGGGGAUGGCACGGUGGGUUGGAUCCUGUCUGCUCUGGACCAGCUCCAGCUGAACCCCCAGCCUGCAGUAGCCAUCCUGCCUCUGGGGACAGGCAACGACCUGGCCAGGACCCUCAACUGGGGGGGGGGUUACACAGAUGAGCCGGUGUCUAAGAUCCUGUCUCAUGUAGAGGAUGGGAACGUCGUCCAGCUCGACCGGUGGAAUCUARUAGUGGAGCCCAACCAGGAUGCUGGUGCAGAGGAGAGGGAUGAGCAGCAGACAGACAAGCUCCCCCUCGACGUCUUCAACAACUACUUCAGCCUCGGCUUCGACGCACACGUGACACUAGAAUUCCACGAGUCUCGAGAGGCCAACCCGGAGAAAUUCAACAGCCGCUUYCGGAACAAGAUGUUYUAYGCAGGGACGGCCUUCUCGGACUUCCUCAUGGGCAGCUCCAAAGACCUAGCCAAACACAUCAAGGUCGUGUGCGACGGCACCGACCUCACCUCAAAGGUUCAGGAUCUGAAGCUGCAGUGCCUGGUGUUCCUCAACAUUCCCAGAUACUGUGCUGGUACCAUGCCAUGGGGCAACCCAAGCGAGCACCAUGACUUUGAGCCACAACGGCACGACGACGGCUGCAUUGAAGUUAUCGGCUUCACCAUGACCUCUCUGGCCACGCUGCAGGUCGGAGGUCACGGUGAGCGGCUGAACCAGUGCAGAGAGGUGACCCUCACCACCUACAAGUCCAUCCCCAUGCAGGUAGAUGGGGAGCCGUGCAAGCUAGCCCCCUCCACCAUCCGGAUCUCCCUGAGGAACCAAGCCAACAUGGUGCAGAAGGCCAAGAGGAGGACAUCUAUACCGCUGCUCAACGACCAGCAGCCCUUCCCGGAGAGGUUAAGGAUCCGGGUGAACCGUAUUAGCAUGCACGACUAUGAGGCCCUACAUUAUGACAAGGAGAAACUCAAAGAAGCCUCUAUCCCGCUGGGCCUCAUCGUUGUCCCGGGAGACAGUGACCUGGAAACAUGUCGCUCCCACAUCGAGAGGCUCCAAGAGGAGGAUGAUGGAGCUAAAUCAAAGACCCCUUCCUCGCAGAAGCUUUCGCCAAAGUGGUGCUUCUUGGACUCCACAACUGCAGAUCGUUUUUACAGAAUUGAUCGUGCUCAGGAACACCUAAACUAUGUGACCGAGAUAUCCCAAGACGAGCUCUUCAUCCUGGACCCUGAGCUGGUCGUCACGGAGACGGUGAGCACCUCACCAGGGAUGCCUGAUCUGGUUGAUUCUUCUGGUGAAUUCCCAGAGGCAUCGAGCAAGUUUGCCUUCCCGUCGUCCUCCUCUUCUCCUCCCCCCUCACCGGGACCCAGGUAAGAGAAGCAGCUCUGCCUCUCUUCACUUUCCCCACUCCUCCAGUCAUAACAAUGUGCCCUUUUCUCUCAGCUGAAGGAGCUGCACAAACUGGGAGCUGACCUGUCAGUACAGGACCCCUCAGGAUGCACCCUGCUCCACUAUGCUGUGGACACUGGUAGCAAGGAGACUGUCAAAUACAUCCUGGACAAUGCACCCACAGAUAUCCUGGAUGUAACAGAAAAAGAAAAUGGGGAGACGGUGUUGCACAAAGCAGCGUCACUGUGUCAGAGGACUAUCUGUCACUACCUGGUAGAGGCAGGGGCAUCCCUCAUGAAGACAGAUUUACAGGGUGACACACCAAAGCAUCGUGCAGAGAAGGCCAAGGAUGCAGAGCUGGCUGCCUACCUGGAGAACCGGCAGCACUACCAGAUGAUCCAGAGAGAGGACCAGGAGACAGCUGUGUGACCUCCCUCUGCUCCCUGACCUCCAGCACCACUUCCCUAUCACCUAACCCUUGUGCCAAAACUACUUUAGCUAAAAGAGGAAACUCACCAGAGAAGAUGGUUCAAAGAUAGCCAGUGUUGUAUUCUCCUGCUAGGGAGUUGGUUGGAAUCCUACCAGAUGAGAGACUCUUAAGGUCCACCAUGUGAGAUGCUCGUGACCAGUGGACUUGAUUAUUGCACUGCCAAAAAAAAGCUGUUUUGUGUCGGAACGCUUGGAAGAGAUGGCUCAUCUGUUACAUUUUUCCCCCAGGUUGUGUUGCACUUGCGAUCCACCUAGACUGAAUGUUGAAUUUUGCUCCAAGGUUUUAGGACAGGAGCUUGGGUAAUUGAAUGUCUAGGUAAUUGAAUUGUUAUACUGUCCGAUGGAGCUGUAUCGCUCUGUGUCUAUAAAAGCAGCAUGAGCGUUUCAACUGUACGGAUCACAACGACUCAGUAGAUUUCGAAAGAGUAUGAACACUCUGAUCUGUAGGCCAGCUGUCUUUAAGGCUACCAAAAAUGACAUUCUUUUGAUUAGGUUUUUAUUUGUUUGUUGUACAUUAUUAUAAUUUGUUGACUGAUUUUGUCCACCCAUAAUGAAGUGUGAUGGUAUCAAACUAUCCACAAAAGUGGGGAAUUUUACACGUAAUACUUUUCUCAUCACCAAACAAUUUCAACUGAGUAAAUCAAUAUUGUUCUACUUUAUGAUCACUUGGCAAAUUUUUAUUUUAUUUCUUAGUUUUAAUAAGGAUAUUUGGUACUGUACACUUAUCGUAGUAGCUCUGUGUUCAAGCAGUUUAUGCACUGCAGCUCCAAUUGCCUUGAUUUUCUUAUUUUGUUGGCUGAUUAGUUUGUAUUUAAUGUACUUAAUUAAGUCAUGGUGUAUUUUUAUUGCAUUUUUAAGCAGAUUGAUGUUUAUAUAAUUUGUACAUACUAUAAAUUUAAAAUGUUUUGUGUGUGGUCAUUAUUUACUAUAAAAAUUUGCAUUUGAUAUGUAUUAGUUUCAGAACUACAAAGCAUUUCUUCUCUCAUAUUGUUACAGAAGUCAAAGGCGUAUUUAUUCACCUCAACAUUUUUUACAGAUCCUUAACAUGCAGUCAAAUUAUGUUCAGCAACUCAAAAAUGUUCUGAAGGUUUGAGUUGUAAAUUUACAGGUUGGAUUUUGUUUUUUUUUACAUACAAAAAUAAUAAUUUGUCUUCAUACAAACCAAUAAUUUGUGGUUGCUAUUUAUUUUCCAUAGUUAUAAUCUGUUAAAAUAUGACUGGCCAUUUAAACCAGCAAUAUAAUUCAACUUAAGUUAUAAAGACAUGUGAUUAAUUUAAAUGGUGUACAUGCUAUAUUGUGUAGAGAGUGAUGGGAAGGAAUUGGUCUCAUUCCAAAGCUAUCCUACAGUAUAACUAGUUUAAUGUAGCACCACAGUAACUGUGGAUCUACUGUAUUUUGAAAUGAGUUAUUUCUCUGGAUGUUUUGUCUUAUUAUUUAAUCACUAAACAUCCUUGUAAGACAUACUUGUAAACACAUUAACAAGGUACACUUUCAUAUACACAUUUUUACUUGAUUGUGUUUGUUGUCAGAAGUUUAUAGUUUUGACCUUCAAACAAACCAUAAUGCCAACUAAGAUGCAUUUCAUUGUAAAUAAUUGCUGUUCUCUAUUAUGGCCAGAUACAUUAAUAAAUGUAGCACUGAAUCAGUUUCUGUGACAGGAAAUAUGUUGUCAAUGAAAGGCCUUGAGUGUUUCUAAUGCCAGACUGAAAAUAACGUGCUUUUGAUUUGAUURUGAAAAGUCAGUAAUUACGCCUCGUACAUAAUCAUAUGUUCUCACUGAAUAUUUUGGGGGUCCACAUUUUUUUUAAAUUACAUUUUAAACAAUAGAAAACAUCCACAUACAAACGACAACAUACAGACGCACACAAACAUCCACAACAUCACGCCUGCCCAGACCAACCUGCUCACACCCCCAGCUCCAGUGCCCGCAUCACUUUCCGCCACAUAGCCUCAAACUGCACCAUUUUGUUUCAUGGUCACACUGAUUGUCAGCAUUUUCAAUAAUGAAGACAGUAGGCCCCCUUUUAGUUGACUUCACUAUAGUUGAAAUAUCAUGUUAGCCUUGACGCUGAGAAGACUAGAUGUCAUUUGAGGCAUUUAAGAUUAUACUGCAUUCUGAAAGAGGUGCAUAUUUGAAUAGGUAUUGUAACAUAUAUCCUCCUGUUCAGAGACUGACAUGGAGAUGUAGGAAAUGCCUUUGCAUUUGUAUAAUUUGGAUGUAUAUUAACAUUCCYUCAUCAGUCUACACACAAUGCACUAUAAUGACAGCAAAAACAGGGGUUUAGACAUUUUUGC
Messenger RNA from Salvelinus sp. IW2-2015, 6362 nucleotides. Lineage: Eukaryota; Metazoa; Chordata; Actinopteri; Salmoniformes; Salmonidae. The record is from RefSeq and is a predicted model, not a curated record.